Molecule: messenger RNA, 423 nt
Organism: Poecilia reticulata (guppy)
Lineage: Eukaryota; Metazoa; Chordata; Actinopteri; Cyprinodontiformes; Poeciliidae
Source: RefSeq, a predicted model, not a curated record
UCCUUGUUAGAUCCAUUGAUCCAGUCCAGGUCAGAGUCCAGUGUCUCUCCUUGGUCUCUGCUGCUGCUGGAAGUGGACCGGUUCACUCUGACCUCUGACCUUUCUGCUCUGUUUCUCUGUCCUGUAGUUCAGAUCUCAGCUGUUCCUGGACAGACCGUCUCUCUGCCAUGCCGACUCCCCAACAACAAACCUGCUGUGGUUGUGCAGUGGACCCGACCGGACAUGGAACCAGAAUAUGUCCUCCUGUUCAGAGACCAGCAGCCGGACCCAGAGAACCAGCAUCCAUCUUUUAGGAAGCGGGUGGAGCUGCAGGACAGACGGAUGGAGGACGGAGACGUGUCUUUGCUUCUGAGCAACGUGACGACCAACGACACGGGAACAUACGAGUGUCGAGGUUUCCAGAGAGAAGCAACCGGCAGGAAG